AUGGCUUACUCCAACAUAUAUUCUAUGCUAUUUUUUCUUCUGAUUUUUCCCCUGCAUACUUUAGCUCAAAUAAAGGAUACUAUACCUUUGGGCAGUACUCUUACUGCAAAUGAAGAAACUACCCCAUGGCUCUCUCAAUCUGGAGAUUUCGCGUUCGGAUUCAAGCAAAUUCAAGAUCAAAAUCACUUCUUGCUUUGCGUAUAUUACGCGAAAAUUAAAGAUACCACCAUAGUUUGGUAUGCAAAUGGUGGUAAUCUAGUACCACGAGGCUCAAUCGCGGAAUUAAAUCCACAAAGUGGAUUAAUUCUCCGCGAUCCUCGGGGUAAAAUGCUUUGGAGCACUGGUCGAGUUGUAACUAAUGUUGCUUAUGCUGUUAUGAAUAAUACAGGAAACUUUGUUCUUGUUGGAAAUGAUUCUUCAAUUUUAUGGGAAAGUUUUAAAUAUCCAACUGAUACCCUUUUGCCUACUCAAAUACUUGAAAUUGACAACAAGCUGAAUUCUCGAAAAUCAGAGUCUUUAUUUUUUCCAGGUAAGUUUGUUCUUCGUAUUAUGAGUAAUGGGAAUUUGGUGCUUAAUACUCAAUCCAAGCAGACUAAUUUUGAACCUGAUUCUGAGUAUUAUAACAGUCAUACUUCUGAUCCUGGAAAUGAAGCCAAUUCUGGAUAUCGACUGAUAUUCGACGAAUUGGGCACCGUUUAUAUAUUAAAAAGAAACAAUCAAAGACUUGUGCUAACACCUCCUAAUGUCCCUUCAACAUCAGACAAUUAUCACAGGUUGAGUCUUGAUUUCGAUGGUGUUUUAACUCAUUAUUAUCAUCGUAAGAGUAUUUCUACGGGAAAACAAAAUUGGACUAUUCUUUGGUCUGUGCCUGAUAACAUUUGUUUAGCAAUUCUUGAAGAAACUGGAAGUGGAGUUUGUGGGUACAACAAUGUGUGCCAUUUAAGUGAAAAUCAAAUGCCAUAUUGUGAAUGUCCAAAAGGGUAUUCGUUGAUCGAUCCGAACGAUAAGUAUGGGAGCUGCAAACCAAGAUUUGUUCCAAAUUGUGAUGAAAUUGGACAGGGUAAUCCUGAAGAUUUAUAUGAUUUUGAUGUUGUGACUGAUGUUGAUUGGCCAUUAUCGGAUUUCGAAAGGAUUUAUCCUUCUACUGAAGAAGAAUGCAGGAAAUCUUGUUUGGAAGAUUGUUUUUGUGGUGUUGCUAUUUAUAGAAGUAAUAGUUGCUGGAAGAAGAAGCUGCCAUUGUCAAAUGGGAGAGUGGACACUACUUUGAAUGUAAAAGCUUUUCUUAAAAUAAGGAAAGUUUCAACAUAA
This is a messenger RNA of Nicotiana tabacum (common tobacco), 1308 nucleotides long. Its product is annotated as G-type lectin S-receptor-like serine/threonine-protein kinase LECRK2. The record is from RefSeq and is a predicted model, not a curated record. Gene Ontology annotation, biological process: recognition of pollen. NCBI's taxonomy places the organism in Eukaryota, Viridiplantae, Streptophyta, Magnoliopsida, Solanales, Solanaceae.